UACGAGGGACUGUCUCAGUGAAGAAAAGAAAUGGCGAUGCUCGGAGGGUUUAGCGCAGCACAGCACAAGAAAAACGUCUCUGACGGGAACAGCGACGUGUCAGAAUUCAUUUGUCCGGUGUGUCUCGAAAUUUUCGAGAGUCCAGUAAAAACUCAAUGCGGCCAUACGUUUUGCCAUAGUUGUCUGCAGGAGUGUUUGCGUCCACACAAGCCUGUCUGCGCUGUAUGUAGGGCUGUGCUUGGCCACUGGACUAAAGCUGCUGAUCUAGAGGCCCUCAUUCAAUCAUCUGUGGCAGCCUGCAAAGGAUGUGGAACUCAGAUUGGACUUUCUCAGAUGAGAAGCCACACAGCUAGCUGUUCAAAAUACCAGGACUACAUUGAAGAGGGAGUGAGGACCACUGCCCAGAACCAGCCUGCCAUCAUCAGCCCAGUGCCAAAUCGCUACACCUUCACCUGCCCGUACUGCAACUGCCAGAACCUCGAUCAGGAUGGCCUGGUUGAACAUUGCACUUCCCAGCAUGCCCGAGACGCACGACAAGUAGUUUGCCCCAUCUGUGCCUCAAUGCCUUGGGGGGACCCUAACUACAGGAGCGCUGACUUUUUCCAGCACCUGAAGAUCAGGCACACCUUCUCCUAUGAUACCUUUGUUGACUACUCCACAGAUGAGCACACAAUGAUCCAGGAGGCUCUACAGCGCUCCCUAUUGGACAACUGAAGUGUGAGGAACAGUUCACCGGAGGAUAGAUCCAGUGAUGUGAAGUCUUGAGAAGACAGAACAACACACUUUAUCAUCAUUCAUCUAUCAUGAGGAUGGUGGUACUGUAUUACCAUGGGUAAUCAGUUUCACAGGGAAAUGGUAUUGUAACUAUGAAUCUAUAGGUUUAUUAUUCAGAUAAUAAAUCACGCAAUAUGGUUAAAAAAAAAGCAUAUUGUACUGUCUGAUUUAGGAGUGAUACUGUGUUUCUGGUGUGAUAAUCUUUUAUCUUCCCCCAGUUAAGUCUGUAGAUUUGAUAGUUUGUUGAAUAUCUACUACACUAUGUUUAUUAAGCUGUUCGUUCAUUGAUAACAUGGUGUCAUAGCCAAAAACUUCCAAAGUUGUAAUUAAAAUUCCCUGUUGUCAAUACUUGAUGUUAUAAAAGGGUUUGACCACUAGGUGGCUAACUAUUGCCAGAAAACCACAAACUUCACUCAGUGAAGUCAUCGGUCAAGUAAUGUUAACAAAAAUAUAUGAUAAUCUAACUCAAGAGUGACAAUGCAUGUUCACUCUCAAAAGAGAAGAGGGGGUUUAGGUUUUUUUGUUUGUUUUUGAGUUAAUUAGCAGAUAGAAGCUCUGUCUUUUUUUAUGCUGUUUCUGGGUGAAGUGUGUAUGAGAGAGUAUGUGUUCAUUCUGUUUUCAGAGAUCUACUGGAAAGAAUAAAUAAUACGAGGGUCAAACAAAGCCAGAAAUGGCUGUUUGCUUUAUUGUAAUGUUUCUCCCUUAUGUCUUCGUGCCUGCUGGUAGAUCUUGUUUCUGACUUCCAAAACUCAUAGGGCUAAUAUUUCAUCCAGUGAACCAAAAGAUAAAAGUAGGAGACCAUCGGCCUGUCAUAAUUUGUCAGUUUUGUGAUUUUCUUCAUUUGGUGAGAAUUUCUUUGCCUGUUUAUGGCCAUAGGAGGGCAGUAGAGUUCCACCUUUCUCUGGCCAUUCAUGAGAGCCCUCACCAUCUUUUUGGCUCUGUUGCAAGGCAUAAUUCAACACAGAUUUCAUUCUAUAAAUGUGCUUUACUUAAUGUGUUGUUCUCCGGCUUAUUUUUUUGUUCAAAUGCAGCACACAAAAUAUCACUGGUCUUUAGAAAGGUUUUGGUGGAGUUACAGAAUAAACAUAACUUCACUUUUUAGACAGCUGACAAUUUGAUAUGACUUUUAUCUGUUACUUACUGCUGUGUGUUUUUUUCAUGUCCGGUGUCUUGGAUUCUUCUUCACAAAAAAACAACAACUUUGUUUUGCUGGUUUUCAUGUUUCUUAACAUCACUGCCAACAGUUCUGGAAAAAAGAAAUAGUAACAUAGUUAUUAUUUGUAUGCUUCCAAUUACUGGCAGCAUGUGAAGUAACAAGAAGUUUGUUUUACUUUGCUUGAUGUUUUUAUUUUAAUUCUUAAAUGUAAAUUGUGUCUGUUAUUUUACAUCUGUGCUGUUUUCCAAUGACUUGUAAUUGUCACAAAUCAACUAUAUACUGUAGUACCAAUCUUCACACACAGUUGCAUCGCAUUUGUCUUCUAACAACAGGUAAAUAAAACUGCACACACCCAGAUCAAGUAGCUCUAGAGCGGAACCUUAAUGCCUUUUCACUUAGUCUUUGGUGCCACUUAGGCCUAGAUGUCUGUUUUUCUCUCCAGUAAAAUGUGUAAUAAUUUUGUAUGUGUUUCUCAUGUAUAAUGGCCAUUUUUUUCUCAAUAUAUCUCUCAUUCUCUUUUGUCAGCCCUACUGUCAGGGGGUGCUAAAUCCUGAUAAAUUAAAGCUCUUUAAUUAUUUAAACCCUG
Messenger RNA from Toxotes jaculatrix (banded archerfish), 2516 nucleotides. It is a transcript of the gene rnf114, whose product is annotated as ring finger protein 114. The coding region runs from base 31 to 714 and encodes 227 amino acids. The record is from RefSeq and is a predicted model, not a curated record. Gene Ontology annotation, biological process: ubiquitin-dependent protein catabolic process; protein polyubiquitination. Gene Ontology annotation, molecular function: ubiquitin protein ligase activity. The transcript has 6 exons. Lineage: Eukaryota; Metazoa; Chordata; Actinopteri; Toxotidae.